UGGGGCCGGUCAGCUCCGGCCUCCCCUACCCCCAGGAUCCUCCCAACUUAGUCCAAGUCGGAGGAUCCUGGGGGUAGGGAGACCGAGGUCCGGAGGGGGAAUAGAGCGCUCGCGAGGCUCUGGGCCGGGACACCCUCAGCGUCACCGAGCCCGGAGGCCAACCAGAGUUUCCCAGCAACUUUUCUCUCUGGAGCUGUGACAAGUGCCUUCCACCAGUCCGAGCUGUGAGUGGCCGGUGGAGAGAGAGGCCCACCCAGGAAGCCACCCCACCAUGAGUCUGUGGGAGCUUGAAGACGGCCACAGCUGCCAAGGGACCCCCAGGCCGGCCCAGGAGUCCACGGCUGAGGAGGCAAGGACUGCAGAGCUGCAGAUGAAGGUUGACUUCUUCCGGAAGCUGGGCUACUCAUCUGCUGAGAUCCACAGUGUCCUGCAGAAGCUGGGGGUCCAGGCAGACACCAACACUGUGCUGGGCGAGCUGGUGAAACAUGGGUCAGCGGCCGAGCGGGAGCGCCAGGCAUCGCCGGACCCCUGCCCUCAGCUGCCUCUGGUCCCCCGGGGUGGGGGCAACCCCAAGGCCCCCAUCCUGGAGCCCUCUCCCCCCGAGGAGGACAAGGAGGGCAGUGACCUGAGGCCUGUGGUCAUCGAUGGGAGCAACGUGGCUAUGAGCCACGGGAACAAGGAGGUCUUCUCUUGCCGGGGUAUCCUCCUGGCAGUGAACUGGUUUCUGGAGCGGGGCCACACAGACAUCACAGUGUUUGUACCAUCUUGGAGGAAAGAGCAGCCUCGGCCCGAUGUGCCCAUCACAGACCAGCAUAUCCUGCGGGACCUGGAGAAGAAGAAGAUCCUGGUGUUCACGCCGUCGAGGCGCGUGGGCGGCAAGCGCGUGGUCUGCUAUGACGACCGCUUCAUCGUGAAGCUGGCCUUCGAGUCCGACGGCAUCGUGGUCUCUAAUGACACUUACCGGGACCUCCAGGGCGAGCGGCAGGAGUGGAAGCGCUUCAUCGAGGAGCGGCUGCUCAUGUACUCCUUCGUCAACGACAAGUUCAUGCCCCCUGAUGACCCCUUGGGCCGUCACGGGCCGAGCCUGGACAACUUCCUGCGUAAGAAGCCACUCAUGGCCGAGCACAGGAAGCAACCGUGUCCCUAUGGGAGGAAAUGCACCUAUGGGAUAAAGUGCCGAUUCUUCCACCCCGAGCGGCCAAGCCGGCCCCAGCGCUCCGUGGCUGACGAGCUCCGUGCCAACGCCCUCCUCUCGCCCCCCAGGCCGCCAAGCAAGGAGAAAAGUGGCCGGCGGCCUUCACCUUCCUCUCAGCCCGGCUCUCUGCCAACAGAGCAUGAGCAGUGCAGCCCGGAUGGGAAGAAGUUGGGGGCCCAGUCAUCCCCGGGAACCCACGGGGAAGGCCUGACACAGACCUUCACCCCGGCAGGCAGGAGCCUCCCACCUAGUGGGGGCAGUGGCAGCAGCUUUGGGCCCUCAGACUGGUUCCCGCAGACCCUGGACUCUCUCCCGUAUACCUCCCAGGAUUGCCUGGACUCAGGCAUUGGCUCCCUGGAGAGCCAGAUGUCAGAACUCUGGGGGGUUCGAGGAGGCGGCCCUGCUGAGCCGGGCCCACCUCGGGGCCCUUACGCCGGCUACCGCCCCUAUGGGGCCGAGCUCCCCGCCACUCCGGCCUUCUCUGCCUUCAGCCGGACCAUGGGUGCUGGCCACUUCAGCGUCCCUGCUGACUACGCACCCCCGCCGGCUGCCUUUCCACCUCGAGAGUACUGGUCUGAGCCAUACCAGCUGCCCCCACCCACCCCAGUCCCGCAGGAGCCCCGGGUGCCGGGCCCAGGGGCUGACAGGGGCCCCUGGGGCGGGGCAGGCAGCCUGGCCAAGGAGCGAGCCAGCGUGUACACCAAGCUGUGUGGCGUCUUCCCCCCGCACCUGGUGGAGGCCGUGAUGGGGCGCUUCCCGCAGCUCCUGGACCCCCAGCAGCUAGCCGCCGAGAUCCUCUCCUACAAGUCCCAGCACCUCAAAACUGCCUUCCCACAGGACGGCUGUGCAGCAUGUUGUAGGAAAGGCCACCCCGGUGAUCUCCCUGCACAUUAGGGUCCCCCCCGCCCCCCGCCAGUUGCUCUUGGCCCAGAACGCUCUGUAGAAGCCUGCACUUCAGGCGGGAAUCCACGCGCACGAUGUGAUAGUGACUGCCGCAAACGUUACUUCCAAGCCCCCAUGUCGCGCUCUUCCAGGCGCUCUGUGCCUGCCUUGUCCAGCCGCCUCGGGACGCUUUACCUGCACCAGGAAAUGUCGCUGCCUCAUUUAUAAAAUAGUUUUUCCAGUCGAGAACUGUAUUCCAGAUUAAAGGCUAUUUAUGGGCCUUUGUGUUUAUAGACAGGAAGCUAAAAUACCGGACUGUCCAGUUCAUUAUCAGCCGCUGAUGAAGCUGAGUGACUUGCCCGAGGUCCCACGGAGGACAGACUCAGGCAGGGCCUCUGCUUGGGGUCCCCUGGCCCCACAAACCUGAGGAAGGGAGGGACCCAGACACUAGUUCGCAGCGACUCUCGGGCCCCUGAGGGGGAUGGAGGUGGAGGGGGUGCCCUCAGCCCUGCCCCUCACGGCCACGUGGAGUUCCAUCUGCAUGGGGACCCUCCAGCAGGAGGGCUGGCCUGACCACCCCACCGCCCUGCUCACGGCAGGUGCGCCAGCGGUCCCACCCAUGCGGCCCCUCUCUGCACAACCACGGGGCGGGGAGGGUCAUGAAGGCCGUGAGGCCCCAAGGGAGGCCCGGGAGGGAAGGAGAAGUAGGGUGCCUUCACCCCUCUGCCCAUCCCACCAGCCUGCUCUCCAUGAACGUGAAGGUUCACACUUGGUUCCGGACCAGAGCUGAACUCUUGGUCAUUCACUGCUUCUGCUUUGUGGGGAGGGAAGGAAGAGGCAGAUUCCACAGGCAGGUGGGCAGUGGAGAGGUGGCAGUGGGCAGCAGGUCCGGGCUUGCUGUGGUACCGCCUGGCCUUGCCGGCUCGCCGGCAGGCACGGACAAGGGCAGCAGAGCCCACACGGCAGGUGCGAGCUGGGGCCGGGCUCGUGGAGGACUGAGUCAGUUCGGCGCCCUGUCAUCUUUGCUUUUCCCAGCAGCUUCGGCCUGGCUGGGCUGGCCGUCCAGGGUUCGGAGCCUCCCCUCCAGGCCUCUUUCUCAAUCUGGCUUCCGGGCAGAGCUGCUCAGAGGCUGCCAGGCCCAAUGCCCAGCGUGUUUCUUUCCCAUGACUUGGGUUUUAAUCCUCACCACCUCCUGCCCCACCCGCUGAAGCGUCUUUAUUCACGAGGCCUCAGCGUCCCCACCUGUGACAGGGACAUGAUGGUCCCUGCUUCUCCCUAGAUUUGACAAGAGGACACCUCAGUGUGGCUGGUGGCAGCACAGGAGGAAGCAGCCCUGGGUUCGGGUCCCCCUCACUGGCUGUGUGGCCCUCUCAGGGCCUGGGUUUCCUGGCCUACCUCACAACACGGUUGGAAAGUGUGAGAGAAAGACAAGUAUCACGU
Messenger RNA from Balaenoptera musculus (blue whale), 3517 nucleotides. It is a transcript of the gene ZC3H12A, whose product is annotated as zinc finger CCCH-type containing 12A. The record is from RefSeq and is a predicted model, not a curated record. Bases 272 to 2089 code for a protein of 605 amino acids. Gene Ontology annotation, cellular component: nucleus; cytoplasmic ribonucleoprotein granule. The transcript is spliced from 7 exons. Gene Ontology annotation, molecular function: RNA endonuclease activity; mRNA binding. Gene Ontology annotation, biological process: nuclear-transcribed mRNA catabolic process, RNase MRP-dependent; 3'-UTR-mediated mRNA destabilization. NCBI's taxonomy places the organism in Eukaryota, Metazoa, Chordata, Mammalia, Artiodactyla, Balaenopteridae.